Messenger RNA from Seminavis robusta, 3856 nucleotides. The record is from the annotation of a GenBank genome assembly. NCBI's taxonomy places the organism in Eukaryota, Bacillariophyta, Bacillariophyceae, Naviculales, Naviculaceae.
CAAUAAUAUUGCAAGAGCAAUUGGCGAAGCCUCCAUUCUCAUUCAUCAGACUCGUUGAGACGAUCGAUACGGGCAUUAGUUAGAAGGACUACUAUAGCUAGAGAUCCAAUUGGAAAGGAGGGGCGCCUUUUGGACACUGAAGACUGAGGAACUAACCUAGCUAGAUCGGGCAUCAGUAUUACAAUGGACGAGAACGAAAAGGAUUCCCACGAGAACAAUGCCGGUACGGGCGACGGCAACGAGGACAAGCAAGAAGAAACCUGGACUACUUCUCUGACCGCCAAAAUUCAAGAGAGCAUUCAACCAAUUCUAGAUCCUUAUGCAGGAGAUGAUUCUGCACGAACCCAAACUGAGGACGAAGACAGAAAAGAACAUGCCAUGACCAGCGACAUCUACAGCCUCAUGAGCAUAGUGCCGGUUUUUUCAGUCUCAUUUAGUUUUGCCGGACUGGUCUUUGCUGCGCAAUUUAUUCUAGCUGCUCUUGCCUUGGUGGACUUGGUGGACUUUUCUGCAGACCCGAUUGAAACUAAUGGUGUGCGCAAUCCUACCUCCAUUCCUCCUGACGUAUCGAUUGAAGUAAAAAUAGCCCAGUUUAUAGGGGUCCUACUCAUUUCCAACUUUGCUGCAGGCCAGGGUGACUUGUUCGUCGGUUUUACCCAUUUGCUCUAUGGAUACGAUUCAGAAACCAUCAAGGAAUAUCCCCAUGCCACCUUUACAAAGUGGUAUCUUGCAGGCACUUGCCAAUUCUUGGUUGGCAUCCUUCUUACUGCUGACCUCAUGGUUUUGAUGUUUCGAAGCACAUCAGUGGUGGAACUCUGCUUAAAUUUUGCUGCCCUGCACUUUGUCCAAGACAUUGACGAUGUGGCCUUUACAGUUGCCUCUAUGGGGCUCAUCACUCGACGAGUUCGAAAGGAUUGCGACCGGGUGGGGAACGUCAUGAUACACACAAAAAAGAAACGACAAAAGGAUGGGGUCCGUCGUGCAUUCUUGCUCAUCUUCACAAUCAGCCUCUACAUUCCUGCUAUCAUUGUAACCUCAUGGCAGUGGAGUGGUCGAUUCAUGUGUCAACGAUUGUACAUACAGUUCGGCGAUCUUCAUUCGCACGAAUGGCCCUAUUCAAGCGGAUUCUUUGAAGCGGAGAGCUUGAACGCUGGGAAUCGCUUCAACGGCAGGGCCGUGUAUGUUGACCGGACUCAAACUAUGCGAUUGGCUUAUUGCGGCCAAUUGCAAGCCUGGGCUUUCUCUUACAUAGGUGACGAAGAUUAUUGCAACUAUUUCAUUGUGAGCUCCACGACGACAUCCUUUGAUGUCAUUGAAGUAGCCGGAUCCACUUGGUUUGCUUUGACCAAGGAACUAGGACCCGUUCCGAUGGAUUGGCUGUAUUUGAGUUGCAGCGAUUGUACAGAACAUAUCUGCACCCCUGGACAUGGACAGUGCGAAGACAACGUUUGCAUUUGCAAUGAAGGCUAUCUCGGGUUGAAUUGUGAGUUUUUGGAGGCGGACGUUUGCCCUGCCAUGGCACUGGAUCGCAGGUCCGACGUACACUUGUCCACUGUGCCAAACACUCUGCCCUUUACUCGACAAAACUACACACGUGUACUGGAGGAGGGACAAUCCAAUCAAUACUACGGUCGACCCCUGUACGUUUCCACGGAUUCUGCAGGAUUCGUGGAUCUCAUCGUUGUAUUUGCUGGAUAUCGGUGGAUCAUGUAUGGUUUGCCUCAAGAGGUAUCGGCGGAAACUGCCGGAACGAACCUCUCCCACGUUGCAACAAUAUUUGAUCGCGCUGAUCGCACUCGACAAGUUGUCAACGUCACCAGUGACUACCAACACUUUACCCCGUUUCUCUUUAGCUCACCAGUCCAAUUUGGGACCGAAUCGCACGAGGUUGAUCCUAUCAAUGUGCAAUGGUUUGCUGCACAGUUGGACGAGAGUAACACGAAUGUUGGGGCGAAAGCAGAUACGAACCGUCCCUGGGGUGGGAGCUUCAUCUGCAAAGUGUGCAGCGAUAAUAGAUACCCAUGCGAGAAUGGUGGCAUUUGCUAUGGGUCUGGUACGGACAGCUACUGCAAUUGCACGAAUCCUAGAAGCGGGCUUCAAAGCUAUGCCGGCACGAUGUGCGAACAUGCAUUUAGCUGUGCGGAUUUUCGGGCCAGGUUCAAUCAAACUUCACUAAACGGAUGCGAGUGCGACUCUGUGUACGGAGUCUGCACGAGAUGCGAUUUUGGAUUCCAUGGGAACCUAUGCCAAUUCAAAGAUGACGAUACCGGCUACUAGAUGGCUCGAGCUGGAGUGUCGUUGCGGGUGGGUACGGAAUCCAAGAAGGAACACUACAAUCUACUUGCUGCACAGAGAGAGAAUGUGUCCCAGUAUCAUGGUUUCGUCUGCUCAAGUCGUCCAAAGUUCGGAAAGGGAUGGUUGCAAGAACCCAGUUUCAAAAAGGCGGGCCAGGUACUAACUUUUUCCACAAAGAUUCGAUGACCCAUCGAAUAGAGCUGUGUCACUCGAAUUGCUAGCUGGCACGGAAACAAGAGCAGAGAAACCAUAGGCAAUGAUUGCGAUAUCACGUAAAGUGUCUGCCUAUUACAACAAAACGAGACCGGCCAAUCACCUACUAGCUAGCCCAUCAUACCGCCGUGCAUCAUACCUAUGCUGAGUUCCACAUCACGUACGGACACAUCCAAGUCUCCGUCAUAUGUGUCCUGGAUGACGCCAGAGGCACCAAGGAAAUCUCCACUCCCUCCAGUGAUGGUAAAGACGCCUGUAUCACCCUCGUUGAAGUAGGGCCCAGCAUAAGUGAUUGUUCCAGCGCAACCAAAGGGGUUGUGCAGUGUGCCAGUGAAGUACCAAUAGGAAGGGGCUUCUCCUUCAUCCACGCCUCCUCCAUUUGGGUUUUCGUUCAUGCGAAUUCCAGUUUCAAAGAUUCUUCCGAUGGAUGCUCCACCAGCAUCCUGCAGAAUAUCACCAACGGUCAAGUCAAGUCCUGCUGCGCCAACCAGCCAGGGCUACAAGGUGCAGCUGGCAUGUCCUCAUCACUGUCCUCUGCAGUGCAGCAAAAGAGAUUUCGAGAGAGUAAAGGAGUUAGAAGUCAUCGUGAGUGCGAGACCGAGCUUCAAAAGUUUCUUCCAAGUCAAGUUCUACCAACCUUUCUGGGAGUGAACACCCACAGCCAUCAGCAGCAAGGCACCUGUAAGAACCGAAGUGAUAACCUUCAUCUCAAACUAAUUAUAACUUUGCGACGAUGGAACUGGAUCUCAACUAGCUAGCCAGAGGUAGCAGGAGAUUAACAACUGCUGCCGUAGAAUAAUGGAUCCAAGCAGUGACGAGAAAGUAUCUCUGUGCCAGUUUCAUGAAAGGGUGUCAAAGCCCCCAAAAGUUUGGUCUUUGCAUUUUAAAAAAUUGCACAACACCCAAGAGAGCAUGACACCUUUGGCCACAGGUACAACUUCAUCCUGCUAUCUUUCUGUUCGGUUGUAAAGUAUCUUUGUACGUACCAGGUCCUCCAGUGCUACUCCUGGCCAGAGUGGUACUGGUACCUUGGUGAUGCCAGUCUUUAUGGUCUCGUGCCAGUUUUGUGCUGCAUGCGCGUCACUCUCUUGUAAAAAGUAAAAAAUACCUUUUCUCAUUUAUUUCUGUACAUGUACCGAUACCGGUACAUUAGUACUGAGCUAGAUUCCAUAAAUUCGCACGGUUGAGGUCUAAAACCCCUUUUUCCCCACCAGUAUUCUACUUUUGGAACGCCAAAUCUACUGGAAAACAAGUUUUCACAAAUAACAUUGCGGGCUGGGGUUCGCUGCCACUUCGGGACGGCCUCAAUGAAAUAACUUUGCUGGUGUUGAAGGAGUGCAACAAAAGC